This is a messenger RNA of Babesia microti strain RI, 1623 nucleotides long. Its product is annotated as GMP synthase (glutamine-hydrolysing). Bases 1 to 1623 code for a protein of 540 amino acids. The record is from RefSeq and is a predicted model, not a curated record. Gene Ontology annotation, cellular component: cytosol. Lineage: Eukaryota; Apicomplexa; Aconoidasida; Piroplasmida; Babesiidae. The transcript has a single exon. Gene Ontology annotation, biological process: GMP biosynthetic process. Gene Ontology annotation, molecular function: GMP synthase activity; ATP binding; GMP synthase (glutamine-hydrolyzing) activity.
AUGGAAUCCUCGCCUGCACUACUCACAUGUGGGGUCUCAAAGAUGAAUUACAUAUUGAUAUACGAUUUCGGGUCCCAAUACACCCAAGUUAUAGCCAAAACGAUUAGAAAUUCAUAUGUAUACUCUGUAGUACAGCCACCAACUUUACCUUUAGAAUCAUUGCAGGAAAAUCCUCCACGCGGAGUCAUCCUUUCGGGUGGCCCUCAUUGUAUUUUUGAUACUGGAGCACCUACUUUAAACAGAGAUGUUUUAUCUUAUAUAAGAAGCCAAAAAAUACCCAUUCUUGGCAUAUGCUAUGGAAUGCAACUACUCAUGCAUCUUGAUGGCGGGGUUGUUGAACCUCACGUCUCUCCCCAGUAUGGUGAAAUUACCCUGGAAAUAACAGCAUCAGAUGAUAAAUUAUUCAAGGAUAUACCGUACAAAUCCGUUGUUUGGAUGUCCCACUCUGAUUCAAUAACGAAAUUGGCUCCAGGAUACAGCAUCACUGGUAAAACCAAUGAUUGCCACAUCACUGCCGCUAAUAACAUAGAAAGCUUAACUUGGCUAUUACAAUUCCAUCCUGAAGUCCAUACCAGUCAAUAUGGUAGUCAUAUGAUCAAAAAUUUUCUCUUUGAAAUAUGUAAAAUAACCCCUGAUUGGACAAGCCAAAAUUGUAAAUUGGAACAAAUAAAAUAUAUAAGGGAAACUGUAGGUAAAUGCAAAGUAUUGGCAGGUGUAUCUGGUGGAAAGGAUAGCACUGUAGCGGCAGCUUUGGUUCACUCCGCCAUUGGGGAUCAGCUUAUAGCCGUCUUUAUCGACAAUGGGUUACUCAGGCAAAACGAGGCACAAGAUGCAUUAGAAAGGAUAAGGGCUGAUAUUCCAGGCAUUAAAUUGGAUUUAUAUGAUGCCUCGCAAAUGUUUCUUUCCAGACUCAAGGAUGCAAAGACAUCUUCAGAGAUUAGGCAUAUAAUUGGAAAGGCCUACAUUGAUGCAUUCACAUUAUAUGCAAAGGAGAAUAAUUUAUUUUCUAGCGAAAGUAAUGAAGGAGAUCUAUACUUAAUGCAAGGCACAAUUUACUCUGAUCGCAUUGAAAGUGGGAAAUCAUCGACAAAUGCAGCAACAAUUCAAAUGCAUCACAACGUAGGCACUUUGCCGAGAGAUUUAUGUUUUAAGCUACUAGAACCACUUAAAUAUUUAUUCAAGGAUGAAGUAUUGAUACUAGGGGAGGAACUUGGUAUAAGUAAUCGUAGUUUAAAAAGACAUCCUUUCCCAGGGCCCUCUUUUGCCAUAAGGAUCGUUGGUCCCAUUACCCAGAAAAAUGUACAAAUACUUAGAGAAGCAACCCAAAUACUUGAGGAUGAAUUGCACUCUGCUGAUUUAUAUGACAAAGUAUCUCAAGCUUUUAUAGUACUCUUAGCUAAUGUAAGUAGCAAUUCUGUAAAAGGGGAUAGACCCGCGGCCGGAAAUAUGACCGCGGUGAUUCGCUGUGUGGAUACUACAGAUUUUAUGACAUGUUCCUGGUCUAGACUCCCUCUAGAAUUUCUAGCAAGAGUAUCUACGAGAAUUACGAAUGAAAUUAGUGAUAUUUGUAGAGUGACUUAUGAUAUCACCAACAAACCACCCGCAACUGUGGAGUGGUUGUAG